This is a messenger RNA of Nerophis ophidion (straightnose pipefish), 3849 nucleotides long. RefSeq names its product hexokinase-1-like. Gene Ontology annotation, biological process: glycolytic process; glucose 6-phosphate metabolic process; intracellular glucose homeostasis. The transcript is spliced from 22 exons. Gene Ontology annotation, cellular component: cytosol; mitochondrion. The record is from RefSeq and is a predicted model, not a curated record. Bases 227 to 3025 code for a protein of 932 amino acids. Gene Ontology annotation, molecular function: mannokinase activity; D-glucose binding; glucokinase activity. Lineage: Eukaryota; Metazoa; Chordata; Actinopteri; Syngnathiformes; Syngnathidae.
UUCCUGACUUGACUUCACGUGCUGUACCGGGGACUGUCUCACUUAUGAAACAACUCUAGACUGGAGCCCGGAUUUAUCUUCAUUGCUUAAUCUGUUAGUUGUUGGCCUGUUUUAUUGAUUGAAAUAGAAGCUAAAAAGGGUAUCUUCUUUUUUUAUUGGCUUUGAUUUCCCCCCCAUCUGUAUUUGUGGGUCAGCCUGCAUGUGUGUGUGAGAGAAGAGCAGCAGGAUGAUUGCAGCUCAACUACUAGCCUACUACUUCACUGAACUCAAGGAUGACCAGGUUAAAAAGAUUGACAAGUACUUGUACUUCAUGCGCUUCUCCGAUGAGACGCUGGUGGACAUCAUGCAGCGGUUCCGCAUGGAGCUCAACAAAGGAUUGGGACGCGACACAAACGCCACGGCGUCUCUAAAGAUGUUGCCAACAUUUGUGCGCUCUAUCCCCGACGGCUCAGAGAAAGGAGACUUUAUUGCAUUGGAUUUGGGAGGAAGUGCCUUCAGGAUUCUUCGUGUCCGAGUGAGUCACGAGAAAAAGCAGACAGUUCAGAUGGAGAGCCAAAUCUAUGAGACGCCAGAGGACAUCAUACACGGCAGUGGGACGAGACUGUUCGACCAUGUGGCUGAGUGUCUGGGUGACUUCAUGGAAAAACACAACAUUAAAGACAAGAAACUGCCAGUUGGCUGGACCUUCUCCUUCCCUUGUCAACAAACCAAACUUGACGAGGGCAACCUCCUCCCAGUUGUUGGGGUUGAACCGGCCAUUCCUCAGAGUACUCUGAUCACGUGGACGAAGCGCUUCAAGGCGAGCGGGGUGGAGGGCAUGGAUGUCGUGAAGCUCCUCAACAAUGCCAUCAAAACACGAGGUGACUACGAAGCCGACAUCAUGGCUGUGGUGAACGACACCGUGGGAACUAUGAUGACAUGCGGCUUUGACGAUCAACGCUGUGAAGUCGGAAUUAUCAUCGGAACCGGUACCAACGCCUGCUACAUGGAAGAGCUGCGUCACAUCGACCUCGUGGAGGGCGAUGAAGGCAGGAUGUGUGUGAACACUGAGUGGGGGGCUUUCGGAGACGACGGCCGGCUAGAGGACAUCAGAACAGAGUUUGACCGAGAAAUUGACCGAGGCUCUCUCAACCCCGGCAAACAGCUAUUUGAGAAGAUGGUGAGCGGACUGUACAUGGGUGAGCUGGUUCGUCUUAUUCUGGUCAAGAUGGCCCGGGAGGGUCUGAUAUUUGAGGGAAGGAUCACGGCUGAGCUGCUAACCAAAGGGAAAAUCGAGACCAAGCAUGUUUCUGCCAUUGAGAAGAGUAAGGAGGGAUUAACCAAGGCCAAAGAGAUUUUGAACAGACUUGGUGUGGAGCCCUCAGCUGAGGAUUGCAUCGCUGUUCAACAUGUCUGUACUAUUGUGUCUUUCCGCUCUGCCAACCUGGUAGCAGCGGUGCUAGCGGGCAUCCUCAAGAAGCUCAAAGAAAACAAAGGUGUGUCCCGACUCCGCACCACUGUUGGCAUUGACGGAUCUCUCUACAAGAUGCACCCACAGUAUGCCCGACGUCUUCAUAAGGCGGUCCGCCGCCUCGUCCCCGACUCUGAUGUGCGGUUCCUCUUGUCAGAGAGCGGCAGUGGAAAAGGAGCCGCCAUGGUGACGGCUGUGGCCUACAGACUUGCUGAGCAAUCUCGACAAAUUGCAAAAACUCUGUCAGAGUUCCGCCUGACGACUGAACAACUGCUAGAGGUAAAGAAGCGAAUGAGGACUGAGAUCCAAAAUGGCCUUUCCAAGGAAACGCAUGCGUCUGCCACUGUCAAAAUGUUGCCAACCUUUGUAUGCAGUGUUCCUGAUGGCUCAGAAAACGGUGACUUCCUAGCUUUGGAUUUAGGAGGAACCAACUUUCGAGUUCUGAUGGUGAAGAUUCGCUCUGGGAAAAAGAGAACUGUGGAGAUGCACAACAAGAUCUAUGCCAUUCCUCUUGAAGUCAUGCAGGGUACGGGAGAGGAGCUGUUUGAUCACAUUGUUCAUUGUAUAAGCGACUUCCUGGACUACAUGGGGAUGAAGAACGCUCGUCUACCUCUGGGCUUCACCUUCUCCUUCCCCUGCUUGCAGACCAGCCUGGAUGCUGGCAUCCUGGUGGCAUGGACCAAAGGGUUUAAGGCGACAGACUGUGAAGGCGAAGAUGUGGUGGGGCUUCUAAGGGAGGCCAUUAAGAGGCGAGAGGAGUUUGACCUGGAUGUUGUGGCUGUAGUCAAUGACACUGUGGGAACCAUGAUGACCUGUGCCUACGAGGAGCCCACCUGCGAGAUCGGACUGAUUGCCGGCACCGGCAGUAAUGCGUGUUACAUGGAGGAGAUGAGGAACAUUGAGAUGGUGGAUGGUGAUUUAGGCCGCAUGUGUGUCAAUAUGGAGUGGGGUGCAUUUGGCGAUAAUGGAUGCCUAGACGACUUUAGGACGGAGUAUGACCGUAUUGUGGAUGAUUUCUCCCUUCACCCAGGCAAACAGAGAUACGAGAAAAUGUGUAGCGGCAUGUACCUUGGUGAAAUAGUGCGGAACAUACUAAUAGAUUUGACCAAGAGGGGCUACCUGUUCAGAGGUCAGAUUUCGGAGACGCUGAAGACCAGAAGCAUCUUUGAAACCAAGUUCCUCUCUCAGAUUGAGAGCGACAGACUGGCUUUACUUCAAGUGAGGUCCAUCUUACAACACCUAGGGCUGGACAGCACUUGUGAUGACAGUAUCAUUGUCAAAGAGGUGUGUGGAGUGGUGUCGCACCGUGCUGCUCAGCUCUGUGGGGCAGGGAUGGCAGCUGUGGUUGAUAAGAUCAGAGAAAACCGCGGACUGGAUCAUUUGAACAUCACCGUCGGGGUGGAUGGGACUCUCUACAAACUUCAUCCACACUUCUCCGGCGUCAUGCACCAGACGGUCAAGGAGCUGGCUCCUCAGUGUAACGUCAACUUCCUGUUGUCGGAGGAUGGCAGCGGCAAAGGGGCGGCGCUCAUCACGGCGGUGGGUGUGCGAUUGAGAGAAGAGCUGAACAAGUGAGGAUUUGUGGGAGUUCCACAUGGCGCCUUCCUGCGCUGUCUUCCCCCUGACCAAAGCAGAACAGGCAGCGUCCCAUUACAGUAGCUGCUUUAGCCGGCAGAAAGAAGAAGUCGUCUUGAAGUAACAUAAAUCUCCUUAUGUGUACGAAAUUAUAAAAAAAGCUUUACACACAUUUCCUUUGAUGUGUCAACACUCUUGUGGUGUGUAUUGUCGCCACCUUGAAGAAUCACCUCGUAACUGCAGGCUGUCAAACUUCAAAGAAUGACAAAAUAUUUCUCCAUAUUUCCUAGCUGCAAAGGUUUUGUACCAAAAUCCCCACUACGUAACAACAGAAGACGUAAAUAUGGUAUGAAGUAAAACUAAUGAUACACAAAUGUGAAAGGGAAUAUUUUUGCUUUUAGGGUUUUAUCCAGAUAUACAACUAACUAUAUUUUACAUAUAAUUGUAUUUAUUUUAUUUUUGUAUUAAGAGGUGAUGACAAUGUAACUGCUGCAAUCAAAAAGCUUAUUAAAUAAGGUGCCUCAGCCUGUAACAAUCCUUGAAGUAUGAACAUGGAAUGUCACCUGAAUAUAAUGAAUAUAUUCCCUUUUACUCAUACUGUAAAAUAUGUCCAAAGAGCAAUUUGUAUUUGGAUAAAUCCCAGUGUGCCGCUGCUAUGGGAAAUCCCUUUCUUAGCACAGUGACAUGAAUGAAAGAAAAGUGUGUAUGAGGUGCGAUUACGAAUGCCAGGUGAAAAUCUGUAGGAAAUAUUUACUCUUCAAUCAGACAUAAAGUACUAUGUCUUUUCUCACCUCUUCUUUGAUAAAUGCUCCGAAAAAGCUCAA